GACAAGGGGGUGGGGUGGUGGAACUGAAAAGGUGACUCAGCCUGGCUGGGGAGGAAUAAGGAGAGAAUGGAUGCAAUGCAGUGCUCUUGAGACCAGCUGGGUGCCAACAGCGCCAUCCUGGCCCAGCUUCCACCCCUCAAUGCCAUGUGGCUGCUGCCUCUGGCCCUGGUCCUGGUCUUGUCACACGCCAUCUCCCAGGAACUCCCCAAGAUUAUCAACAGCUCUAAUGGUGGCCAGGGUGCCCUCCCUGGAGUCAGGGAAUGCACCCCCCAUUCACAGCCCUGGCAGGCUGCUCUGCUUGUGAAUCGACGGCUGCUCUGUGGGGGCAUCCUUAUCCACCCCAGCUGGGUGCUGACUGCAGCUCAUUGCCUGAAGGACCAGUACAUGGUGGUCCUGGGUAAACAUGCCCUGAGUCACUGGGAAGAAGGAGAGCAAGCCCAAAAGGUCAUCCGCUCUAUCCCGCACCCACUGUACCGGAGCAGCCCAACCCACCACAACCAUGACCAUGAUAUUAUGCUCCUGCACCUUCAGAAGCCAGCCCAGCUGAAUGACCAUGUCCAGAUCCUCCCCUUGCCCAACCAGGACUGCCUGCCUCCUGGCACCUGCUGUAUAGUGUCAGGCUGGGGCACUACCACGAGCCCUCAGGUGAGUUACCCCAAAACCCUCCAGUGUGCUGAAAUUCAACUUCGCUCAGAUGAGGAAUGUCAUCAUAACUACCCCGGGAAGAUUACACCCAACAUGCUGUGUGCUGGAUCCAAAGAAGGUGGCAAAGACUCUUGUGAGGGUGACUCAGGGGGCCCACUGGUUUGUAACGGUACUCUGCAAGGUGUGAUCUCCUGGGGGGACUUCCCAUGUGGCCAGCCCAACCGACCAGGUGUCUACACUCGUGUAUCCCGUUAUGUGGACUGGAUCCGGAAUACAAUCCAGGCGGGGGAUCCCCGGAGGAAGAAGGGCGUGGAAUAAAGUCGUAGUCUUGAGAUCAGCUGAGCAACCUUAUUCCUCCCACAAGCUCUGCCUGCCUUUCCCUAGCAGUUCUGUGAUAUUUGAGAAUCCUAGGCCCCUCAGAGACAAUGUUCUGGAUUGUUCUGGAUCUGUUCCAGGCCUUUAAAAAAUUCUGGUGUUGUGGAUUUAUUCCUGACUGUCCAAAAGCAGAGGACAAUUUUCUGUGUCCAUCCAUGAGAUUUUGGACCCUCAAGAUGGAAUAUUUCCUACCUAUUCCUGACAUUCUAGGCCCCUCAAAUCUCAUCGUCUCUGAUCCCAACAUUCUGAAUCCCUAAGAUUCUCCACUUACAUCAACAAAUGUGCAAUAAUGCUGGCCCUGUGCCAAGAGCUGGGGCAGAGGCAGAAUUUAGACAAGAGAUGACCCUUGCCCUCAUGGAGCUCAAGGUUUAGUGGGGAGGAGGGGAAGGGAGGGGAAGGGAGGGAGAAGACACAAGGCCAGAGAAGUAGAAUACAUUCAUCAUGUGAGUUUAAAUGCUGCCUCAAACACUAACUGGUUGUGUGACCUUAGGCACAUCUGUAAAAUGGGGAUAAUAAUAGCUCUUACCUCUCAGGAUUUUUACGCAGAUCAAAUAAGAAAAUAUAUGUAAAAGUGCUUUACAAACCAUAAAACACUGUAUAGGCGCUAUUCUUCUCUCUCAUUAUUAUUAUGGAGGCAGAAAGCAAGGACUUUGUGAGUUCCAUCAAGGGAAAGAUGGUUCUAGCUCAGAAGUGGUUGAGGAAACUUCCUGGAGAGGUGUGUGGGAAUCAAGCAGACAUUAGGAGGGCAGGACAGUCCAGGCACAGGCAACAGCAAGAGAAGAGGCUUGGAGGCAGGAAUUUGUGUGAAGGGGGCAGAGAGUAGACCAGCCCCAAUGGCAUCUAGUGAUCUAGGAUCAUAGUGCUAGGGCUGGAAAGGUCUUCAGAGGCCAUCUGAUGCAACUCCCUCAUUUUACAGGGGAGGAAACUGAGGCCCAAGGAUGUUAGCUGACUCUCAUAAGGUCACACAGGUUACUAAUAAGUGAUAGAGGUGGAAUUUGAAUCCAGGUCUUCAGAUUCUAAAUUCAUUGCUCGUUCCAUUCUGAAUGAUAUGCGUGUGGAGAAAAGAUAUGAUACAAAGCUUUGUACCCAAAGGUUUUGGGGGGUGGUGACAUUGAAUUGUUGAGGGCCUUGAAUGCUGGGCAAAGGAGAUGGACUUUACUUGAAAAACAAUAGUGGAUUUGGAGCAUGGGUAAUGUGAAGAAGGAAGAGGUGUGUGUUUUCUUCUUUAUCCCAUAGGCCCUCGAUGUUCUAUGUCUGUAGUCAAUGUCUUUGACAGGGCUAUAUUGCUCAGGCUUGUAAAUCCCAGACUAGUUAGUGAGGUCCUCAAAUUAUCACCCACAAGAUUCCAAGGCAUGACUGAUCCAACAGCACAUUAACAGCAUUAGGUACAUAGAAUGAUAGGAAUGUGGAAUGCCGGAGCUAGAAGAGAUGUCAGAGCAGAGAAUACAGAAUGUCAGAACUGGAUAUGACAUUAGAAUGUGGCAUUAGAUCUGGGAGGUCCCAUAGGACAGAGGACAUCAGAACUGGCAGGGGCCUUACAACAGGGAAUGUCAGAGCUGGGAGGGCUCUUAAAACAGAAUGUCAGUGCAAAGAGGACGUUAGAACACAGGAUGUCAGAGUUUAAAAGUCCCUUAGAUAUCAUCUAAUCCAACCUUUUCAUUUUUCAAGGGAAUUAACUCAGGCCCAGAGAGGAGAAGGGACUUGUCCCAGAUCUCACAGAAAUGAGUAAAGCACAGUCUUGACCACAGGAUUUUGAACUUCCAAUUCUGAGCUCAUCCCCUCUCCCGCCUUCCUCCAUGAUAUUGGAUCUCUCUCAUCUAGAACUUCCGGGCCUGGUUCAGUUUUACUUUAUUUUCCUCCUUAAUUCCUUGAGAAAAUGUGUGACUCUAUCUGUGUAUUGUUGACUUAAUAAAAGAGGCUUUUCUGACAUGGAACCGGAGUCCAAAGGUGGACAUUCCCACCCAUAUUGGAGUAGAAAUCUCUUCUGUAAUGUCCUGACAAGUAACCACCCAGUCUGUCCUGGAAGAUUUCCAGUGAGGGAGAACUCACGACCCUUGAGUCAGCCCAUUCAACUUUGGGCUAGUUCUCCCUGGGACAAUUUCCCUCACAUUCAGCCGAACUUUUCUUCUUUAUUGGCUCCACUCAUGCUCCUAGAUCUGGUCUCUGGGCUCAAACAGGACAAAUCUAAUCCUUGUUCAAAAUGUCAUUAUUCAGUCAUUUUUCAGUUGAAUUGGACUCUUCAUGACCCCAUUUGGGUUUUCUUGGCAAAGACAC
Messenger RNA from Vombatus ursinus (common wombat), 3294 nucleotides. It is a transcript of the gene KLK13, whose product is annotated as kallikrein related peptidase 13. NCBI's taxonomy places the organism in Eukaryota, Metazoa, Chordata, Mammalia, Diprotodontia, Vombatidae. The record is from RefSeq and is a predicted model, not a curated record. The coding region runs from base 145 to 963 and encodes 272 amino acids. Gene Ontology annotation, molecular function: serine-type endopeptidase activity. Gene Ontology annotation, biological process: proteolysis. The transcript is spliced from 6 exons.